Ochotona curzoniae (black-lipped pika) is the source of this 1309-nucleotide messenger RNA. It is a transcript of the gene SLC25A33, whose product is annotated as solute carrier family 25 member 33. The transcript is spliced from 7 exons. The record is from RefSeq and is a predicted model, not a curated record. Gene Ontology annotation, biological process: pyrimidine nucleotide import into mitochondrion. Gene Ontology annotation, molecular function: pyrimidine nucleotide transmembrane transporter activity. The coding region runs from base 81 to 1046 and encodes 321 amino acids. Gene Ontology annotation, cellular component: mitochondrion. NCBI's taxonomy places the organism in Eukaryota, Metazoa, Chordata, Mammalia, Lagomorpha, Ochotonidae.
GCGGCGGGCGGACCCGGCGGCCUCGCUCCCUCUCGGCAACCUCACGCGCCCGCGGCGCCCGGCAGCGGAGCGGCGCGGCCAUGGCGAUGGACGCUCAGCAGAAGGAGAACACGCUGCUUCACCUCUUCGCCGGCGGGUGUGGUGGCACAGUUGGUGCUAUUUUCACGUGUCCACUAGAAGUCAUUAAGACCAGAUUGCAGUCUUCAAGAUUAGCUCUCCGGACCGUUUACUAUCCUCAAGUUCAUCUGGGGACCAUUAGUGGAGCUGGAAUGGUGCGACCAACAUCUGUGACCCCUGGACUCCUGCAGGUUCUGAAGUCAAUCUUGGAGAAGGAGGGACCAAAGUCACUCUUCCGAGGUUUGGGUCCAAAUUUGGUUGGAGUGGCACCGUCAAGGGCUGUGUACUUUGCAUGUUACUCCAAAGCCAAAGAGACAUUUAAUGGCAUUUUCGUGCCCAAUAGCAAUAUUGUGCAUAUUUUCUCAGCUGGCUCUGCAGCUUUUAUCACAAAUUCCUUAAUGAAUCCUAUAUGGAUGGUUAAAACCCGGAUGCAGCUAGAGCGGAAAGUGAGGGGCUCCAAGCAGAGGGGCACCCUGCAGUGUGCACAGCACGUGUACCAGACCGAAGGCAUCCGGGGCUUCUACCGAGGACUGACCGCCUCGUACGCCGGCAUUUCAGAGACCAUCAUCUGCUUUGCUAUUUAUGAAAGUUUGAAGAAGUAUCUGAAAGAAGCUCCCUUAGCCUCCUCCGCAAACGGAACUGAGAAAAAUUCCGCAAGUUUUCUUGGACUUAUGGCAGCUGCUGCUUUCUCCAAAGGAUGCGCUUCCUGUAUUGCUUACCCGCACGAGGUCAUCAGGACACGGCUCCGGGAGGAAGGCACCAAGUACCAGACGUUUGUGCAGACGGCGCGCCUGGUGUUCCGGGAGGAGGGCUACCUCGCCUUCUACCGAGGGCUCUUCGCCCAGCUCAUCCGGCAGAUCCCGAACACGGCCAUCGUGCUGUCCACCUACGAGCUCAUCGUGUACCUGCUGGAGGACCGCAGCCAGUAGCAGGCCCGAGAGCUGCGCUCGGCAUGACGCAAGCAGACCAACUCGAGAGCUUUUUCCCCACUGAUGUUUAGGAUGUCUGAGACUGAAACCAGCCGUAAAGUAACUGGCUUGUAUCGCCUCCUGGACUUGUCCUUUUGGAUUCGUGCUUUCUGGAAGGUUUCAAUUCAUUAACAUUAAUAGUUAAUUAUAACUUUUUUUUUAACUUAAGAGAAUUCAGGAUUAAACAUUAACUAAAUUAAAUCAUGCUAUUUAAUUUUAGUGUA